CGAUCAUCGCCGCCUGACAUGGUCAAGUUUCCUCGGAUCCGGGAUGUACUCCCUACCUUUUUUUCCCUUUUUUAGCUUGUGAUUCAUCUUUUGCCUCUUGGGUUUUUAGCUUUCUUCUCCUUUAACCUUCUGGAUUUUCGUUUUGCUCCAGUCUCUCCUUGAAUCCGACUUACUCUUCCCCUUCCUUGGACAACAUCCGCGAACCAACAGAAACAACACCUUAUACCCGAGUUGUCAACUUGUUCUUUUUGGAUCUCAGUACGAGUGUCUGGUCUGUUUAGAUCCUGGUCUAGAUAUCUUUCUAGCUUUACUAUCAUUGGGGAAAAAAGAGAAGAGAAGUCUUCUCUGCUGCUGCAUUGAGAACAUAGCUUGUGGCCCUCUACUUCCAUCAUCCAGUCCUCUUCGCGCUAGGCAAGGCAACGACACCAUGGCCGCCAACAACAUGCUCAAUCCGUCCGUAGACCCGGACAGGGAAGAUGAGCUCUUCGCACAGGAGGUCGAACAGAUCAAGCAGUGGUGGCAGAACCCCAGGUGGCGGUAUACCAGGAGACCCUUCACCGCCGAGCAGAUUGCGUCCAAGCGUGGUAACCUGAAGAUUGAGUACCCUGGCAAUACGCAAUCCAAGAAGCUCUGGUCUAUCCUCGAACACCGCUUCGAGAACCGCGAUGCCAGCUACACCUAUGGCUGUCUCGAGCCUACCAUGGUCACCCAGAUGGCCAAGUACCUUGACACAGUCUACGUAUCGGGCUGGCAAUCAUCAUCGACCGCCUCAUCCUCCGACGAGCCGGGCCCCGACUUGGCCGACUACCCUUACACCACCGUCCCCAACAAGGUCGGCCACCUCUUCAUGGCUCAGCUGUUCCAUGACCGGAAGCAGCGCCAGGAGCGCCUGUCGACACCCAAGGCGGCCCGCGCCAAGCUGGCCAACGUCGACUACCUUCGUCCCAUCAUCGCAGACGCCGACACGGGCCACGGCGGUCUCACGGCCGUGAUGAAACUCACCAAGCUGUUCAUCGAGAAGGGCGCCGCCGGCAUCCACAUCGAGGACCAAGCCCCCGGCACCAAGAAGUGCGGCCACAUGGCCGGCAAGGUCCUCGUCCCGAUCAGCGAACACAUCAACCGUCUCGUCGCCAUCCGCGCCCAAGCCGACAUCAUGGGCUCCGACCUCCUCUGCAUCGCCCGCACCGACGCCGAGGCCGCCACCCUCAUCUCCUCCAACAUCGACCCCCGCGACCACGCCUUCAUCCUCGGCUCGACCAACCCGGGUCUCCAGCCGCUGAGCGACCUCAUGGUGGCCGCCGAGCGUGCUGGUAAAGUCGGCGAGGAGCUGCAGGUCAUCGAGGACGCCUGGUUGGAGAAGGCCAACCUCAAGCGCUUCGACGACGCCGUGGUCGAGUCGAUCCGCAACGGCGCUCACUCGGACAAGGACGCCCUGGUGGCCCGCUACCUCGAGGCCGCCAAGGGCAAGUCCAACGCCGAGGCCCGCGCCGUCGCCCGGGCCAUUUUGGGCGUUGAUAUCUUCUUCGACUGGGACGCCGCGCGUACGCGCGAGGGCUACUACCGUCUCAAGGGCGGUUGCCAUUGCGCCAUCAACCGUGCCAUCGCCUAUGCGCCGUACAGCGACGCCAUUUGGAUGGAGAGCAAGUUGCCCGAUUACAAGCAGGCGGAAGACUUCGCCAGGGGAGUCCAUGCUGUUUGGCCGGAGCAGAAGCUCGCUUACAACCUUUCCCCCUCGUUCAACUGGAAGACGGCCAUGCCCCGUGCCGAGCAGGAGACGUAUAUCCGCCGGCUCGCGAAGCUGGGCUACUGCUGGCAGUUCAUCACGCUGGCGGGCCUGCACACCACGGCUCUUAUCAGCGACAAGUUCGCCAAGGCGUACAGCCAACAGGGCAUGAGGGCUUACGGCGAGCUGGUGCAGGAGCCCGAGAUGGAGAGCGGGGUCGAUGUCGUCAAGCAUCAGAAAUGGAGUGGUGCGAGCUACGUUGACGAGAUGCUCAAGAUGGUAAUGGGCGGUGUUAGCAGUACAGCUGCCAUGGGUAAGGGUGUUACCGAGGAUCAGUUCCACUGAGGGGGCUUCCGAUACAGGUGGAUUUUUUCCACCACCUGUUUUGGUAUGUUUUUUCCGGCUUUUUGGGGAGCACGCAGAUGUUGGGUUAAAUGAGAAAAUGAUGGGAAUAUAGGUAGGUAUUCUGCCAUGCUACCUCGUACAGUACACAGAGUACAUAAAAAUACAACGCGCC
Molecule: messenger RNA, 2240 nt
Organism: Sodiomyces alkalinus F11
Lineage: Eukaryota; Fungi; Ascomycota; Sordariomycetes; Glomerellales; Plectosphaerellaceae
Product: isocitrate lyase
Exons: 2
Coding region: 428-2068 (546 amino acids)
Biological process (GO): carboxylic acid metabolic process
Molecular function (GO): isocitrate lyase activity
Source: RefSeq, a predicted model, not a curated record